This is a messenger RNA of Tinamus guttatus (white-throated tinamou), 1218 nucleotides long. The record is from RefSeq and is a predicted model, not a curated record. NCBI's taxonomy places the organism in Eukaryota, Metazoa, Chordata, Aves, Tinamiformes, Tinamidae.
AUGACCAAAAGCGAUUACUCUCAGGACAAAACGAGUUUCCUUGGAGGCUUUUUUGGUCCUGUCUGUGAGAUUGAUGUUGUCCUUAAUGAUGCUGAAACACGAAAACCAGCCGAGAUCAAAACAGAAGAUGGUAAAAUAGAAAAGCACUAUCUCUUCUAUGAUGGCGAGUCUGUUUCUGGAAAGGUGAACAUCUCCUUUAGGCAGCAUGGGAAGAGGCUAGAGCACCAAGGAAUUAGAAUUGAAUUUGUAGGACAAAUUGAGCUCUUCAAUGACAAAAGUAACACCCAUGAAUUUGUAAACUUAGUAAAAGAACUGGCCUUACCUGGAGAACUGACCCAGAGCAGAAGCUAUGACUUUGAAUUCAUGCAGGUUGAGAAGCCAUACGAGUCAUACAUUGGUGCCAACGUCAGACUGAGGUAUUUCCUAAAAGCAACAAUAGUAAGACGGCUGACAGACCUGGUAAAGGAGUAUGAGCUCAUAGUUCACCAGCUUGCUACCUACCCAGAUGUGAACAACUCAAUUAAAAUGGAAGUAGGCAUUGAGGACUGCCUGCACAUAGAGUUUGAAUACAAUAAAUCCAAGUAUCACUUAAAGGAUGUGAUUGUUGGAAAAAUUUACUUCCUCUUAGUGAGAAUAAAAAUUCAGCACAUGGAGCUGCAGCUGAUCAAAAAGGAGAUUACUGGAAUUGGGCCCAGUACCACAACAGAGACUGAAACCAUUGCAAAGUAUGAAAUAAUGGACGGUGCACCAGUUAAAGGUGAAUCAAUUCCUAUAAGACUGUUCUUAGCAGGCUAUGACCCAACUCCUACAAUGAGGGAUGUAAACAAAAAGUUUUCAGUGAGGUACUUCUUAAAUCUAGUGCUUGUGGAUGAAGAAGACAGACGAUACUUCAAACAACAGGAAAUAAUUUUGUGGAGAAAAGCUCCCGAGAAACUGCGGAAACAACGAACAAACUUUCACCAGCGAUUUGAAUCGCCAGAAUCACAAGCAUCUGCUGAGCAACCUGAAAUGUGAACUGGUAUGAGGUGAAAAACUCUUGCAGUGCUUCAGCAGGUUAAAGAUGGCAGCAGCCUGUGGGAAACGAAGGCCAAAAUUCCCAUUACAACUGUCUUCCUUCAUCUUGCAGUGCUGCAUUUGCCAUACUACUAAAAUAUUCUUCAGUUAAACAUUCAAGUAUGUAUAUACAUUUAAAAUAAAGUGCUUUCUCAAACACUGGAA